Molecule: messenger RNA, 1750 nt
Organism: Uloborus diversus
Lineage: Eukaryota; Metazoa; Arthropoda; Arachnida; Araneae; Uloboridae
Product: ankyrin repeat and protein kinase domain-containing protein 1-like
Exons: 6
Coding region: 51-1415 (454 amino acids)
Molecular function (GO): protein binding
Source: RefSeq, a predicted model, not a curated record
AGAAAUCGAGUAUUUUUGCGAAGGUCAAAAAAAGAAAAACUGAAGUGGAAAUGAACUCGGAGAAUGAUGAGCCUAGGGCUACAAGGGGACCAGGAAGACCUAAGGCUGCAGCCAAGGAACCAAAAAAGGCAAGCAGUAGUUCAUCUGCCUCUUCUGGAAAACGUAGACGUGGAAGACCUAGGAAAGUUGCCCAGCGUGACCUUGAAAAUUGCAGCACGAGAUGCAAGGAAUCGGGGGCAAAAUUACGAUCCCAGGCCACGAAUGCAGGCCUCCUAAAAGCGGAGACUGGCAAGGAACUGCAGCGGAGUGGCCGAGGAGCAGAUGGGGAGCUGCCAUCGACGUCCAAGCGUCAAUCCCAAGAUGGCGAAGGAAAACCUCCCAAGAGACGCCAUCCGGAGGACGGAGCUGCGUCGGAGACGGACGACAACGGGCGGACCGCGUUGCAUCGUGCGGCAAGGUGCGGAGACACGGAGAGGAUUAGAGCGUUGCUGGACGGAGCAAUGGACACGAGGGCGAGGGAUGUGUAUGGAGGGACGCCCCUCCACCUGGCCCUGUUGUAUGAGAAGGAGGCCGCGGCAGAGCUGCUGGUGAAUGCGGACUGCAUCACGGAUCUCGUGGAUAACUACAGUCGCACCCCUCUGCAUCACGCUGCCGGGAGUGGGUGCGUGAAUGUCAUCCGUAUGCUGCUCGCGGGGGGAGCAGACGGAAGUGCGAAAGACAGAGAUGGAUGGACGCCCCUCCAUGUUGCCUUGUCCUGGGGGAAGGAGGCCGCGGCGGAGGUACUGCUGGAGGCCGCCCCCGAAUGCGACGGGCCGGACCGUCGGGGCCGCACCCCCCUGCACUACGCUGCGAGAGCAGGUCUCCCGCGGAUUGUUCAAUCUUUGCUGUCGAGGGGUGCGCGUUUGAAGCUUAAAGAUAGAGAUGGACAUUGUCCCCUGUAUUUAGCCUUAACGGAACGAUACGACGGUGUGGCGAGAGUGCUCCUGGCGACCUACGCGUGGAGGGACAGCGAGAUACAUUGGGAGGAGAUGCGGCUCUCGAAGGAUGGCGAGGAGCGCGGCGUCCGACUUCUCUCCGAGUGCGAGGCCGAGAUGAGGGAGGCUCGGGUGGAGGGGUCCCGCCUCUCCCUCCGCGACCUCGCCCGCCGACCCCCCUCCCGCCUCGCCCGGUGCCUCUCCGACGAGGCGAUCCGGCGGCUCUCGGACCGGGACCUCCUGGCGCGGGACUUCCCGCUCUUCGGCGACCUCCUCCUCGUCCGGCUGGGGGAGGUCCGGGAGAGGAGGGCCCUGGAGGACCGCUUCCUGCGCUGCUUCCCCCUCCUUUGCCCGCCGCUGCCCCCCACCUGCACCGACGUCCUCCUCGCGUGCCUGGCGGACGACGACCUGAGGCACUUCGCCCGGGCCGCGGAGCUCUAGUCCCCGAGAUUCCGUUCGGGUGCCUCGCGAUGGGAAUGGGAAAAUAGAGAUCACAGGACUUUGCUCGAACUGAAUGAACCUAUUGUUUAUGAAUGUAGAAAGUGCCCGAGAUAGUUGACUGAACUUUAUCUGCUGUUGUUUCCGUGAACGAACUCGUUUGUCUUGUCAAGAAUUAUUCUGAGACACCUUUCAAAUGGCUUUGUCUAUCGUGUGCAAAAUGCUUUGUGUGUAUCAAUCACGUAAUAAAAGGAAUAUUCAAGCCAUUGAUAAAAUCUCUUUUAUUGUACCCUAUUGGCACGAAAGAAGUAGAGUGAGCCGAAAAUGUUGACCCUGCU